AUGGUCGUCGCAACAAUCAAGUGCGUCGUCGUCGGUGACGGUGCUGUCGGCAAGACAUGUCUGCUCAUCAGCUACACGACCAACAAGUUCCCCUCCGAAUACGUGCCUACUGUCUUCGACAAUUAUGCUGUCACGGUAAUGAUCGGUGACGAGCCCUACACGCUUGGAUUGUUCGAUACCGCGGGACAGGAAGAUUAUGACAGACUGCGGCCUUUAUCGUAUCCACAGACAGAUGUAUUCCUCGUCUGCUUCUCCGUCACGUCACCGGCAUCGUUCGAGAACGUCCGCGAGAAAUGGUUCCCCGAGGUCCAUCACCACUGUCCCGGCGUGCCCUGCCUGAUUGUUGGCACGCAGGUGGACUUGAGGGAUGACCCUAGCGUACGGGAAAAGCUGUCCAAGCAGAAGAUGCAGCCUGUCCGGAAGGAGGAUGGCGAACGGAUGGCCAAGGAACUCGGCGCCGUCAAAUAUGUCGAGUGCAGUGCUCUGACACAAUACAAGCUCAAGGACGUGUUUGAUGAGGCCAUUGUCGCCGCAUUAGAGCCACCGGCACCCAAGAAGAAGUCGCACAAGUGCCUCAUUCUCUGA
Phialemonium atrogriseum is the source of this 585-nucleotide messenger RNA. Its product is annotated as cell division control protein 42. Gene Ontology annotation, molecular function: GTP binding; protein kinase binding; GTPase activity. The record is from RefSeq and is a predicted model, not a curated record. Bases 1 to 585 code for a protein of 194 amino acids. The transcript has 4 exons. Gene Ontology annotation, biological process: establishment or maintenance of cell polarity; Cdc42 protein signal transduction; endocytosis. NCBI's taxonomy places the organism in Eukaryota, Fungi, Ascomycota, Sordariomycetes, Cephalothecales, Cephalothecaceae.